AUGAUCAAGUUCCUCCCAGCGGAUGUAGCUGGCAAUCUCAAAGGUCGUUACUCUUGGGUUUCAAUGCAUCCACAAACAUUAAUGACGGUGAUGCUACCUCCUCUUCUCUUUGAAUCCUCAUUCAAGAUGAAUUCGCACAUGUUUUUUGCAAGACUUCGGCUCAUUGUAUGCUUAACAACAGUUGUAUAUUUCAUUACUCUCGUUGUUGCCUCUGCUUUUAUGAUUCCUGUGUUGGCCCAAACCCAGAAGUUCAGCACUUCUACGGUUUUUCUCUUUACUGCAAUUCUGAUUGCGACUGAUGCUGUGGCUGUGACUGCCAUUCUAGAACAGUAUGGCGCACCUUAUAGCUUGCGGAUACUCAUCGAAGGCGAAUCCCUUCUCAACGAUGGUCUUGCCUUAACUACAUAUCGCUUCCUUGUUCAUAUUCUUGAAGUGGAGAUGGGAAAAAUAGACGAAAUUCUUUUUUCACAACAGUUUUUCUCUUUAUUCAUGAAUGUGUUCGCAUCUCCGUUAAUUGGUGCCGUAGGUGCCAAAGUCGUUGCAUGGAUUAUUUCCAAGCUGAAAGAGAACAAAAAAAGACAGGCUUACAUACUAGUAUCAGUGUACGGCAUUUUCAUACUCUGCGAUAAAUGCUCCGGGUCCCCAGCUCUUGGUAUAGUUGUAUUUGGGAUUAUGCUGAAUUCAUACAGGUAC
Molecule: messenger RNA, 693 nt
Organism: Strongylus vulgaris
Lineage: Eukaryota; Metazoa; Nematoda; Chromadorea; Rhabditida; Strongylidae
Source: the annotation of a GenBank genome assembly